AUGCUUCAUUCUGAAAUAGCCCUAGCUCAUUCCGGAUAUUUCCGUCGACAGUAUUCAAGUGAAAUGAAAACGCAAAACAGACCGGCAACAUUAAACAUUAACUAUCUUACAAAUUAUGAUGCUAAUGCUGUUCGACGGAUGAUUAAUUUCCUUUAUACUGGUAUCCUACCAUGCUCAUUGGCCGAAAUUCCGGAACUCCUAGCUUUAUGCUGCAAACUUCAGGUACCAUCAAUGAGAUCAAUAAUUGAGAAAUUUAUUAUUCAAAAAGCAGCUGAAUAUAAUUCUCUAUUGGAUUGUUGGAAUAUUAGCUGUCAUCGACAAUCUGAUUUAUCACUUCGAACAAAAGAUUUCGUACUCAAUUAUGUGAUGCGAUCUUUGGAAAAGGCAGUUUUGGAUGUACGGUUCUCACAACUGGAUCAGGGAGCUGUGGAAGCAUUGUUGAAGCGUGACAGCCUACCGGUUCGUUCAGAAUGUGAUGUGUUACGUAUUGCUUUGAUGUAUUAUUUUCGGCGAGAUGGACAAGAUGUAAAUAUGCAAAGUUUACUAAACGUUGUUCGAUAUAACUGUGGUAAUGAAACACUGAUACGGAUGCGUCAAGAUAUUCUAUGUGUAAAUGAUGAAGAGCUGCGCUUUUGUUUCGAACAGAAUUGCGCUUAUGGAUUGUGGCAAACUGAGUGUCAUUUAUACGAUCCGAAUAUAUGGCCCAAACCCGAAAUAUUACCAGUGCGUGGAAAACCAAAUGCUGAUUGUGAUUGGAUUAAUGUACACUUCUACAGUUUGCUUCAACCUAUCACCGAACCUUAUCGAUAA
Molecule: messenger RNA, 810 nt
Organism: Cercopithifilaria johnstoni
Lineage: Eukaryota; Metazoa; Nematoda; Chromadorea; Rhabditida; Onchocercidae
Source: the annotation of a GenBank genome assembly